AUGUGUUCAGUGUGACUGCGUUUUCCUUAUGUCUCAUUCGUAAACAACAGAAUACUGCGGGAUUUUGCUUUGUACUUAUUUUUUAUCAGGUAUUCCAGUUUAGCCUUUAUAUUCGUUUCGUUGUGGACGUCUUUCAUUUUGGUUUCCCACCCAAGCUCCAAAACAAUGCGAUUCGCACGGAUAUUUAAGAACCCCAAAUGUAACAUAAUUGGAAUGAUACAUGUGGAUCCACUGCCAGGAACUCCACUGUACAAAGGCAACUGGUCGGAGAUUAUUGACAAAGCUAAGCAUGAAGCCUAUAUUUAUCAAAAAUAUAAAAUGGAUUCCAUUUUAAUAGAAAACAUGCAUGAUAUUCCCUAUGUCCAACAUCAGCAGCUUGGGCCAGAGACAACAUCAUGUAUGACAAGAGUAUGCCAAGAAGUUCGAAAUGUUAUUUCGCACAAAUCAAAAAUUCCUCUUGGUGUUCAGGUUUUAGCCUGUGGCAAUAAACAGGCAUUAGCAAUAGCCAAGGCAUGUGAUCUUCAAUAUAUACGCGCUGAAGGUUACGUUUUUGGUCAUGUCGCAGACGAAGGAUAUACAGAUGCUUGUGCCGGAGAAAUCUUAAGAUACAGGAAACAUAUUGACGCUGAGAAUGUACUGAUAUUCACUGAUCUAAAGAAAAAGCACAGUUCGCAUGCAAUAACUCAAGAUGUUACGCUAUUGGAAACCGCCAAAGCUGCUGAAUUCUUUUUAACCGAUGGAAUUGUAAUAACAGGCAAUUCUACCGGAGAUGCAGCCAAGCCCCAAGAUUUCAAAGAUCUGCAAGGAAAAGUUAAUGUUCCCCUAUUAGUGGGCUCUGGUGUGACUGUCAAUAAUAUCAACGAUUACUUUGAGUAUAUUAAUGCCGCUAUUAUAGGUUCACAUUUCAAAAGGCAUGGACUAUGGUCAAAUGAUCUUUGUGAGAAAACGAUAGAAGCAUUUAUGUCAAAAGUUUUAGAAUUGAAACAAUAAUCGUUGCACACGUUUAAUCUUUAUUGAGAAUUUUAUUUUAUUGUGAACAUGUGAUUUAAGAUAAUGAAAUAAAUAAACCAUGUAUGAAAAACAUUGAGCAUAUAAACUUA
Musca domestica (house fly) is the source of this 1100-nucleotide messenger RNA. RefSeq lists its product as uncharacterized. NCBI's taxonomy places the organism in Eukaryota, Metazoa, Arthropoda, Insecta, Diptera, Muscidae. The transcript has 4 exons. Bases 166 to 990 code for a protein of 274 amino acids. The record is from RefSeq and is a predicted model, not a curated record.